ACAGUUAUCAGUGGUCGGAGGAUGGACAGGGCACUGUGUCUCUAGAUUGUGAACUGUCCCAGGUUCAAAUGGUCCUGGAUCAAAGCCGACGGCGCAUUUCUAGAUUAUUGCACGCAUCAUUUCUGGGAGAUUUCACAGUCUAGACCGUGGUUACAAAACAAAUACUGCAGGGAGGGAGACAUAUUCGGGCCUCCUCCGCUCCGACGGCUGAACGAAGCAGCUGCCAGUAGCGCCCCCCGUGGAGGUGGGUUUGUCGCAGCCAUGUCGCCCUCGGUGCGUCUCCAGGAGAUGAUUCGCGUGAUCCGCAGCGCUCGGACCCAGUGCGAGGAGCGCGGCGUCAUUCAGAGGGAGUGCGCCGCCAUUCGGGCGCAGUUCCGGCAGGCAGACAACGUGGGGCGCUCGCAUAACCUGGCCAAACUGCUUUACGUGCACAUGCUGGGCUACCCUGCCCACUUUGGACAGAUGGAGUGCGUGAGGCUGAUUGCCAGCCCCAGGUACAGUGAGAAGCGGGUGGGCUACUUAGGAGCUAUGAUGCUGCUGGAUGAAAAGCAGGAUGCCAGCCUGCUCAUCACCAACUCCAUUAAGAAUGACCUGUCCCACAGCAAUCAGUACGUUCAGUCCCUGGCCCUGUGCACUCUGGCCUGUAUGGGCUCAGCAGAGAUGUGUCGAGACCUGGCUCCUGAGAUUGACCGCCUGCUGAGGACCUCCAACUCCUACAUCAAGAAGAAGGCAGCGCUGUGUGCUGUCCACAUUGUGAGGAAGGUGCCAGAAUUGGGGGAGCUCUUCACCACAGCUGCCCAUUCGCUGCUGUCUGAGAAGAACCACGGUGUGUUGCAUGGAGCUGUGGUUCUGAUCACAGAGCUGUGUGAGCAAAAUCCGGAAUCACUCGCUCAGUUCCGCAAGGUGGUACCAGAGCUGGUUCACAUUAUGAAAGGUCUGGUGAUGUCAGGUUACUCUCCAGAACACAAUGUGGCUGGGAUCAGUGACCCUUUUCUACAGGUACGCAUUCUCAGACUGCUGAGGAUUCUGGGACGAAACAAUGACACAGCGAGUGAUGCCAUGAACGACCUUCUGGCUCAGGUGGCAACGAACACAGACAGCAGCAAGACAGCGGGAAGCGCCGUGCUCUAUGAGACCGUCCUCACUAUCAUGGAUAUCAAGUCGGAGAGUGGCCUCAGGGUCUUGGCCGUGAAUAUUUUGGGAAGAUUUCUACUGAACAAUGACAGGAACAUUCGCUACAUUUCCAUGAUGUCACUGCAGAAGAUUGUGCAAACAGACCACAAUGCUGUGCAGCGUCACAGGGGCACCAUUGUGGACUGCCUGAAAGACCCAGAUGCCUCUGUAAAACGGCGUGCGCUGGAGCUCUCCCUGGCCCUCGUCUCCGCUGUGAACAUCCGCUCCAUGAUGAAAGAGCUGCUCCUUUUCCUCUCAUCCUGCCCCCCAGAGCUGCGAGCUCAGGCAGCCUCUGGGAUCUUCAGCGCUGCAGAAAGGUAUGCCCCCUCCCAGCGCUGGCACAUCGACACCAUCCUGCAUGUCCUCACCACGGCAGGCGCUGAUGUGAGGGACGAGACUGUGCCCAAUCUCAUCCAGCUCAUCACCACGGCAAACGAACUUCAUUCUUAUACUGUGCACAAGCUGUACCGGGCACUAGUGGCUGACAUCUCGCAGCAGUCGCUGGUGCAGGUGGCCUGCUGGUGUGUAGGGGAAUAUGGGGACCUGUUACUGAGAGCAGAGUGCGACGACACGGAACCUGUGCAGGUGACUGAAGAUGAUGUCUUGGAUGCCUUGGAGACCGUUCUGCAAUCUCACAUGUCAUCACCUGCAACCAGGGGUUUUGCGCUCACAGCAACUAUGAAACUGAGCACACGUAUCACCCACAACGUGGAUCGCAUUAGGAGCAUCGUUAGCAUUUAUGGAAGCUGCAUUGACCUGGAGCUCCAGCAGAGGGCAGUAGAAUACAACGCACUCUUCAAGAAGUACGACCACAUGAGGGCAGCGGUGCUGGAGAGGAUGCCAGUGAUAGACAAAACUUCACCAGGACACUCCAAAGGUGAGAUGACGGCAGGACCUGUCCAGGAGCGGGACCAGACCCAAAAGCAGCCAGCUGUGGAAACUGUGAGCCAGGAGUCCACAAACCAGGCAUCUAACCUGUUGGACCUACUCAGCAGUUCUGAUGAUGCCCCACAGUCCACCCCAGCACAACCCCACUCUCUAGAUGCUUGUCCCACCUCUAGCAGUAGCCCUGAAGGAGAUCUUUUGGACCUGCUGGGAGGACUGGACCUCAUGCCAGCCCCCAGUCUUACAGUGUACGAGAAGAACGGUGUGACGCUGAGGCUGCAGUGUGACAGGCAGAUGGACACGGGGGUCUCCAUCACUCUCUCUGCCUCCAACUCUACUGAUGGGGACAUCACCCAGUUCAACUUGCAGGCAGCUGUGCCCAAGUGUGUUCAGCUGCAGAUGAAGGCCCCAAGUGGUGAUGUCCUUCCAGCCCGAGCAGCUGGUCAGCUGACCCAAGCCAUCCUUCUUAAGAACCCCAACAAGGUGGGCCUACGGAUGCGGGUGCGAGUUUCAUACUGUAGUCAAGGAACCAACUAUCAGGACACUGUACAGAUCGACUCCUUCCCUUCAGUGGCUUGGCAGUGACAGCUGUUGGUUACCAUGCAGCUGUCAAACUACCAGUCCAUCAGCUGACUCAUGAGUUACCCAGCUUUGGGCUCUGUGCAGUCAGCAUUCAAUAAUUUUACCUUUCCUUCCUGGACUUCUCUUGAGCAAUUCUAAUUCAUUGAUACUGGCAAUGAAAUUCAAUAAUUACAUUACCAUACAGUGAAAAUAAUGACCAAAUCAAUGUGGACAUAUAAGCAUCAAAGCGGUUUCCUUCUUUCACUCUAGAGUUGCGUAUCAGUCGGUCAUCACUCAGAUGUUAAUCAGCUGAAAUUAUUGACCUGCAGACAUCAGUUUUGAUAGACUAUUGAGUGUCC
Messenger RNA from Scleropages formosus (Asian bonytongue), 2978 nucleotides. It is a transcript of the gene ap1g2, whose product is annotated as adaptor related protein complex 1 subunit gamma 2. NCBI's taxonomy places the organism in Eukaryota, Metazoa, Chordata, Actinopteri, Osteoglossiformes, Osteoglossidae. The coding region runs from base 262 to 2643 and encodes 793 amino acids. Gene Ontology annotation, biological process: intracellular protein transport; vesicle-mediated transport. The record is from RefSeq and is a predicted model, not a curated record. Gene Ontology annotation, cellular component: membrane coat; AP-1 adaptor complex; Golgi apparatus. The transcript has 22 exons.